GCUCCUCUCACGAACCGUGGCAAACCUCUGCAUCGUCGAGGCGGUGUGGAUCUCGUGUUCUUUGUCUUCCCAGUAAGGCUAGCUCUCAGGUAUCGCAGGUUGACACCACCGCGCAUUCCCCGCCUUCCGAUGGGCCAUGGUUGAUGCCUCCCACGCCACCCGCUGCAAUGGAGUUCCCCAGCGGCAGAAAGCGAUCAUGUGGUAACGUCCAAGUCAAUCGUGAGGUCACUGUUAAAAGAGCUCGAAGGACACCUUGCAACGAGAUUUCUCUCACGGACAAGCAGCAAUUGAUCAUUGAACUCGCUGCGAAGACAUUUCAGAUCUCUCCAGACGGUCUUCUUGAUGCUAUCAAUGAUCUAAAGGCGUCCUCCCGUCUUCGUGCCCCAGACUCCUCGAGCCAUAGACAACCGAGCAUGCCUUUGACCAUGGAAGAGGAGCUAUUCGAGUCGGCUGGACCCUCGCUUACACAAUCUUCCUCGGAAGGAUCACCACCGGUAGACAAUCUCACCCCAGCCCAAACCCAGGGUCAUCAAAUUGGAGCCGCGAGUGGCAUGAGGCCCACCUCUGCCAAGCGAGAUCCUCUUUUUGGAUUUCAACUCGAACAUGGUCCUUGGAGGGACUGCUUUGCGAGCCUGUUUCCGUUCGAGCAACAGAGACCGGAUAUCUCCGGUGGAGCAAGUCAAAGUGGGUGCUCCUUGUCAAUACCAAUAUCCUGAUUCGAGCGGUUCUGCUGAUGCCUCUUCCCUCUUGUUGCAGGAGCUCUUCCGGAGAAAUAUUCAGGCCCUUAUGGUUCCGGCCAAGAUGUUUGGAAUUUCCCGGAAACAAGCAACACGUGGUG
Messenger RNA from Hyaloscypha bicolor E, 838 nucleotides. RefSeq lists its product as uncharacterized. The coding region runs from base 144 to 716 and encodes 190 amino acids. NCBI's taxonomy places the organism in Eukaryota, Fungi, Ascomycota, Leotiomycetes, Helotiales, Hyaloscyphaceae. The record is from RefSeq and is a predicted model, not a curated record. The transcript has 3 exons.